CUUUGGACGGUCAAUUGAUUGGAGUUGAUUUACUGGACGAAGGGCUUUAUUUUGGAUUUGAUGGACCAGCUUUUAAGUUUCCCGCACAGAUUUGUAGUAUUGACGUCUUAAGACAAGCCUUAGAAAUUUUAUACUAUUUUAAG
This is a messenger RNA of Cetraspora pellucida, 143 nucleotides long. NCBI's taxonomy places the organism in Eukaryota, Fungi, Glomeromycota, Glomeromycetes, Diversisporales, Gigasporaceae. The record is from the annotation of a GenBank genome assembly.